AUGCCAACUACGGGCACCAUUGUGAUCAUCUCAGGACUGCGCCGAGAUGACAGCGGCGCGCUCGAACUGGACUUUGACUCGGACACGAAUGAUAUCCGCAUAGCGAGGGACAUCGCGUACGGGGAUGAGGCGGGCCCUGCAGAGAAUUUCCAGCAGACGCGGCUGGGGCAGGCACGCAGCACAGACGUGAAGCUGGAUUACUCACUGCGCCAGUACGUGUCAGUGCUCUACAAGGUGCCACGCAUGCAGAUAUUUGUGCGGGACCAGAAGGUGCGCACGCAGCGGGUGACCUCGCUGCUGCGGGGGAAGAUGCACGAGCGCUUUCAGCUGCGGAACCAGACCUUGGCCUAUGCAGACAUCGAGAUGGGUUUCAACACAGAGGACCCGAGCCUGUAUGGGAUGAUGAUAUACCACAGGAACCGGCUGAUCCGCCCUUACCACCGCGUGGGCAUGCAGCUGGAGCCCAAUGACAAGGGCGUUGGUGUCCUGGGCGUAGUACAGGCUGAUUACCUGGAACCCACACACAACAAGCAGGACUUUAAUGACACCAAGGAGUACCGGACGCUGCAGAAGAAGCUGGCAGAGAUCCUGCAGAUGUACUGGUGGGACAAGGUGGAGGAGCAUGGACCUGGGAGGCCGCUGGCGCUGCCGAAUCCGUGGGCUGCUGCAAGAGGCGCUCCUUCACCGCAGCAGGAAGCACCGCAGCAGAACGGUAGCAAGUCCACAGCCACUGUGCCGGACGACCUCUGGGUCCAGGUAGGGGCUGUCCCCACAGCAAGCAUUAUUAUUAUUAUUAUUAUUACACGUUUUCCAGUCCUCACGGACUAG
Messenger RNA from Coccomyxa subellipsoidea C-169, 828 nucleotides. RefSeq lists its product as hypothetical. Gene Ontology annotation, molecular function: ATP hydrolysis activity. The transcript has 6 exons. NCBI's taxonomy places the organism in Eukaryota, Viridiplantae, Chlorophyta, Trebouxiophyceae, Coccomyxaceae. Gene Ontology annotation, cellular component: nucleus. Bases 1 to 828 code for a protein of 275 amino acids. The record is from RefSeq and is a predicted model, not a curated record.